Molecule: messenger RNA, 1124 nt
Organism: Triticum urartu
Lineage: Eukaryota; Viridiplantae; Streptophyta; Magnoliopsida; Poales; Poaceae
Source: RefSeq, a predicted model, not a curated record
AUUCAGCAGGCUGCAACAGAGUCCACAUCAGCAAAAAUCUGAGCUGGAGAGAAAAAAAUAAAGAAGAGAGAAGGAGCGGUCUCUUCGUGAAGCGCCGGGCUAAGACACAGAACACGAGAGCCUUCCGCCCGCUUGCAGCCCGAUGCGAGCGCUAGCGCCGCCGCUUCCGAUCCCGUGCGUCUCCCUUGCCUCGUGUGCUUCUCCUUCCACCUUCACGCGCAGAAUCCAUUUUUCCCUCGCUCCAAAUCGCUUGGUGCACGCCAAAUCGAAGCUUUAAAGUCUCCAGCUUCCCCCAAAUCGCCACCACCCCAAAACUUAGAACAGCCGCCGGCGCCGCAUCAAGGAGAUGGGUCAGCAGUCCAAAAGGACGUGUGCACCGACGCCUCAGGUCGUCCCGCCGUCGCUGCCUCAAUUCCUUCCGCCGUUGAUGCCGCAUCUCGUCCCGCCGUCGGCGCCACACCUUGUCCCGCCGCUGUCGGCGCCACACCUCGUCCCGCCGCCACGCCAGCCCGGACCAGGUGCCUCGAUUCCUCCACAGCCACCAAAGGCAGCGGCAGCCUCUGCACCAUGCUGUCUCCCCCAGACGCAAGGCCCUUUGUGGUACACGAAUGUUGAUGAUCUGAAUCCAGAAGCAUGGGUAGUGGAUUCUCACCCACCUGGUGGGUUCCUUGGUUUUUUUAAGAACACGCCAAGCCUUUCACAAGCUGUGAGCAAUGGGACUUUAUCGCAACAAAUCAAGAAAGGAGAUGCCACCAAUGGUGGCGAGUGUGCAAGGACUGAAAAGCGCUUGCUGUGGACAAAAGAGGAAGAUCUUAGAUUCGACUAUGCCGUGUCGUGGUGACUGCUGCAUGUGCAACCUACUGUGGCUGAAGAUUGUUGAUGCAGAUGGAUUCGUUGCUCCAUUUACCAUCAAAACUAAUGGCUUAUUUGCAUUGUCUCUUGUUUGGUUAAUGUUUUCUUAAAAAGACGGGUUGUAAUGUUUAAGUGUCGAUGUCAUGGUGUUAUGCGCCAUCAGUUUAUUGAUCGUCGGCAUCAAGAUUAAAACUAAAGGCUUGUUUGCCGGGCGUCUUAUUUAGUUCUAUGUUUGGUUAAUGCUUCCUUGGAAAGACUCAAGCAAUGUUCAA